Messenger RNA from Marchantia polymorpha subsp. ruderalis, 6345 nucleotides. Lineage: Eukaryota; Viridiplantae; Streptophyta; Marchantiopsida; Marchantiales; Marchantiaceae. The record is from the annotation of a GenBank genome assembly.
AUGCCGUCCACACUGUGGUCUGGGAAGCCUAGGGCACCGUUUCCCUGGUUCAAGCAAACUCGUAAUCAAGAGAUUGAAGAGGAGCUACUGGCGAGAUUCCGUACAGAAGCAGAACGUCAGUUUAAUAUGCGUGAGGCCUAUCAGAAAAAUAUCUACAUACGCGAUAAAUACUUCAGACUGGCAAGGAAGAAAAAGUUGUACGAUGAAUAUCGAAGAAAAGUGUUUGGCAAGCGGGUCAAAGAGGAGUACGCUAAAGCUUUACAUGCAGCUUUGCGGACGUCCUGGCAUCAAAUGGAGGCAAUCGAAGGGCUGAAGGACAUGGCCGCAGUGGAGAAGGUUGCUACCAAAGAAUCACUGGCGAAUCGAGAAGAAUGGAUACGGACACAACAGGAGCUCGAUAAUUUCGAUCUCAAGCGUGAACAAGAAUUGCAGACUGUGGAAGCUGCUUUGAUGCCUAAGGGUAAGGGCAAGGGUGCCAAGGGCAUUGGAAAACCUCCAAAAGGUCCUUUACCGAAAGGCCCAGCCCAGCCAGUACGGAAGCUGGCAGCCCAGAAAGGGGCGAAAAUGCCUGAUCAAAAGCAAGCAGACUUGAUUGAAAUGCCAGAUCUUGUUCUUAUGACCCAGAAAGUCGGUGAAUAUGUAGAAGCAGUGAAAGCCAAGAAGGAAAAGGAAAUUGUGGAGAAGUUUGAGCGACAACAACUUGAAAGGAAGGAGGGACUGGAGAAACAAGCUGCAGAUGAGUUGUUGAGAAAAGAGAUGGAAGAUUUGAAGUCGAGGGCAAGAUCGUGGGAGCGUUUGAAUGGCCAGGAAGCCAUCAAAUUGCAAGAGGAGCAAAGAAUCGUUCGAGAAGAAGAGGAGAGGCAGUUUGAAAACAGGCGAAUUCUGUCUUUGGCUUUGGUGGAGGCUAGGCGCUUAGAGUGGGAAGAGGCGCUUGCCCGCGACCAUGAAAUGUUUACUAUGAUGCGGGAGGACUAUAGUGAUGAAGUUUUCCAAGAAUGGAUGAAAUGGGAGGAGGAGAAGGAGAGGAGGUCUGAACAAAAACGGUUGAACCGAUUAAGGACGUGUACAGAGAUCAUUCUACAGAUUGUCACGCUCAUGGAGAUAAAAAAUGAUUACAAGGAUGAGUUUAACAGUGAGAUGCCUUCUUCGACCUGGCGUGGAUGGAAAACUUUAUUUAUCAAAGGGUGUAUACUUCCUUGUCCCAUUUGGAGUGACGAUCUUCCACCAGAGCAUCCGCGGUCUGAUCCAAACGAGAUCUUCGCCAAAGAAUAUAUGAUACAGUAUCUUGAGGAACAAGGAGAAUGGGAGAGUGUGUACGUCAUCGGAAAGAAUAAAGAACUUGGAUGUAUUCUAUGGGAAAUACUUGGUGUUGCAGACAGUCGCCCACCGCCAGCAUCUGAGCCAAUAAAUUUGACGAAGUUUAAACUCAAAAUGGCAGUCGUAGGUGCUCCAUACACAGGGAAGACAACCGUUGCAAAAAAGCUCGAGCUUGAUUUCGACAUUGUGAAGAUUGAUCUUCAAAAUGUGAUGUCUUCAGCUCUCGCCCUUGCUGAAGUUGAGGAGCAAGAGCAUAAAAUUCAGCUCGCAGAAGAGGAUGCCAAGAAAGCGGAGCUAGAAGCUCGAUUAAUAGAGGAGGAAAAGCAGAAAAUUAGGGAUGAUUUAAAUCAAGAAGCUUCAGGCAAAAAGGAGAUACUUUUGAGAGAAAAUCGAAUGCCGGAAGAGCCACCACCUGAGGCUCCACCGGCAAAAGGUCCUAAAGGUGAAAAGAAAUCCAAAGAUGAGAAGAGUCCAAAACGAGAAAAAGGUCAAGAGAAGGAAAAGGAGAAGGUAAAGGAGAAAGAGGAGAAGCAGCCUAAAGGGAAAGGGAAACAAAAGAUGGAGCAAGAAAAGGGUAUAGAUAUCUCUUCAGAUAAAACUUCUAAAGAGGAGGUUGAGAAGGUGGGUUUGAAACCGAUGGAGACAGCAAUGGGAAAUACUGAACAGCCGAAAUUAGUUUCGGAGACAGUACCGGCGCCCGUUCCGGAUCCAGUAGUAGAUUUAUCCUACUUAACACCAAAAGCACGCUUUGGAAUGGAUAUCAAACUGGCCCGGGAGAAAGGAGUACAGCCCCCUGCGCAGGCGCUUGCAGGUCUGGUAGUUUUGACUAUGGCAAACCUGAAAGAAUACGCCGAUGCUUUCGUUCAACUAGCAAAACCUACAAAAGGAGCCAAAGGUGCACCAGAAAAAGCAAAGAAAGAGGUUGCUAAGAAAGUACCCCCUCUGAAAGGAGGUAAAGGAGGUCCGAAGGGCACUGUUACGAAGGGUGCACCUGCAAAGAAAGGCACCUCCGUGGAACCAGAGGAAAAGCUAUGGGGCUUUGUCCUCGAUGGUUUCCCGAGCAAUGCCGAAGAAGCCAAGGCCCUGGAGCUGCAACUAACGGGAAUGGACCCAGACUAUAUGGCUAAUCAUCUCGCAAAGGCCUCGAAAAUUGCUCCUCCACCCCAGUUAGACAAGACGGAACUAUCAACUUCAGUACUGGAUGGAAUUUUGCAACUUGAAGCCAUCGAGGAGAAAGAAGCUCUGAAACGAGCGAUGGGCAAAGUACUAGACCCCAAGACAGGGAAAAUCUAUCAUCUUGAAUACGAUCCCCCUCCUACCAAAGAGAAAGGUCUGGCUCAGCGAGUGAAGCCAAUUGAAGUGCUAGAAGAUGUACGCACGAAGAUAAUUGCUGGAACAGAAAGUUGGGGUCGCUUGUCCGAGUACUUAGCCCAAAUCUCCAAUUUAUUUUCCGUGGCGCAAGUUGAGGAAGAUAACAAGAAAAUCAUUGACACAGAAGAACCAUGCAAUCUCGCUCAGAGGUUUUUAGAUGGAUGGAGCAAAACGCAGGCUGCUAAAGCUGCGGCUCAAGCUGCGCUUCAGGCAGAAUCAGCUACAAUCCAAGCCUUGGGUGACGCAGAAAAAGCUAAUCAGGUCGCCAGUGAGGUUGCGGGGCAGUACUGGAAUGCAAAACUUGCUGAAGUUGAAACCGAGAAAGGGCUGGAUGCUCUCGGAGGUAACCCAUUGGCCAAAAAGCUUGUCAAGGAGAAGGUUACUGUAACGUUGGCAAAGAAAUUUGAUGAAACGUGCAAGGCUGUACAAGAAGCAGAAGAGGCUGCAGACUCUGCACGUGCUUUUGCUAUGCAAGCUGAACAAAUGGCUCAUGAAGCUCAAGACAAGGUUUCUGAGGCAGAUCUGGAGUUCGCACACCAUGUCAAGGGGGAAGCAGAAGGAGCAGCAGAAUGCGCAAAGGAGGCUGCAAUUAGGGCAGAAUCCUCAUUGCAAAAAGCAAUUGCAGCCUAUGAGAGUGCAAAGGCAGCUCUCAAUCCCCCUCCCGAGGAAGAAAAGGCACCACCUGGAAAGAAAGACAAAGAAUCUGCCAAAAAAGAAAAAGAAGCUGGUAGUAAGGAGAAAGAAGGCUCAAAGAAGCAGAAGGAAGCUACCGGAAAAACCGAUCCUAAAGGUGCCAAGAAAGAAAUUGGAAAAGCCUCCGCGAAGGGUGGUUCGAAUGAGGCCAAGGAUGAUUCUUCAAGUCCCAUCAUUCCAAGUCAAGAACUUGUGUCCCCGCCAGAACCGAUCAUUCCUCCAAUCCUAGAAAAAGACUUGGCAGUCGAACUUCACGUUGAGUGGGAGAAGAUAGAGGCCAAAUACUUUCGCGACCUUGAGUCAGUGUUUUAUACAUUGCACCAAGAGCGAGCCAGAACACGAGAUGUUGUUGUGGAGACGGUAUCCAACUUUGUGGCUCAUCUCCAAGAUAGAGACGAACGGCAGGCGGUUUUCAAUGAUUUCCAGGAGAAAUACAACAGAGUGGAGAUGGCUGAUAGACGGGAUAAGAAAGUGAAGCCAAAACUUGAGCAAGAAGUAGUCAAACUUGAUAAAACCUUGAGUGGGUUAAUGGAAAUACGAACGAAGAAAUGCUGGGAACUAUCGGAACAAAGCUUGAUCUCCUUGUUACAAUCACGUGUUGCAUCCUUAGUUGAACUGUUCACGACUUUGGUUCAAACAGAGCUGGACAGGCACCUACUUACAUGUGGAUUUUUGAAUGAGUAUUUUAAAGUGAGCGCUGGUGGUGAACCAUCUUCUGCCCUCUGUUUCAGGCACAGAGAUCCCGAUACCGUCUUCAUUAACUUGAGAGAAAUAAGUAAUGAGCCAGUAGCGUCAUUUCCAGUACCAGGGUGGCUUAUCGCCCUCUCGUCACCGUUACCAAAACUUCACAAGGUUAUCAUGACAGCUAUGUCUGCGGCAUACGACGUACUGGGGACAAUUUUUGGACAAGGGCCAGACGCAAGUGAGAAGAGUAAAAAGAAAGGUGACAAAAGAGAGAAGGAAGAUAGUGAUAAGAAGAAAAAAGGCGACAAGUCAGACAAAAAGUCAGAAAAAUCAGCAAAAAAGGACAAAGGCAAAAAGUCAGAGAAACAAACUGACGAUGCUGAUGUAUUACAAGAAAAACCGAAAGAAAUAGUUGAGACUCCACCCCCUCCAAUUGACGAAGGAAUCCCACCAGCAGCAGGCCGUGAGCAUCAAGUCCUCUUACAGCGUUUACAGCGCAUAGCUAAGGUUGCAAUAAACUAUUUUCUUGAUUUGCAACCAAUUGUGGACGGAGCAUAUAGGCGAAUGGAUGAAUGGGGAAAGUCAAGGCUAAAUGCAGAAGCCGAAGUGGUGAAAGAGGUUGUGGACUUGGCAAAAGAAGCAGUGGACGAAAACAUUCCGCUUUGGUACAAAGUCUAUCUUGAUGGAGACCAGUUCAGGAUUGACGAAUCUCAGCUUCAGCUGGAGUGCUCAGUGUCAGAUCUGACAAAUCUUGACCUUUGGCACUGCAAAGUAAUGGAAACUCUUCUUACGGACUUCAGGAAGCUCUGUCAAGGAGGAGAGGAGGAGCCCCCGGCUGAAGGAAAAUCGAAAGGGAAAGGAUCGAAGAAGCAAGAAAAAGAGAAAAAAGAAUCGAAAAAGGGCUCGCAAGUUAUUGACCCUUCUUCAACAACACCAGCAGAACCAUUAAGCAACUUUGUCAGAGUGGGAGCUGCAAAGGCGGCAACAGAUCAAGUGUUACAAACUGUUCACACUUCUUUCAAAGAUGACUUGAAGGAAUCGCUGUUGCCUCGUCUACCAGCUUCAAAGAAAAAUCCUCGAGGCCCCUUCCAAGAUUGGCAAAACAUUUCAAACUUUAUGUUUCAGGAGCUUCUUGACGAUGAGAACAAAGCAAGCAAAUUCAUCGACUGGAGAGCUUUCUUAAUCGCUCUGGUGGAUGCUCACUAUCUGCACAUCAUAUCUAAUGCGACUCGUGAGGACCUAAUCAGCACACGAAAAGCAUUCAUUGAGUUUGCCACGACAGACAAGCCUCCAGAAGCUGCUGGUUUUCUCACUCUCGAAGAAUUUUUAAGGAUUCCUUUGUGGUUUGACUCGACCACUCCAAUACCCGAAGGAGAAUUCGACCUUGGAAUUUCGGUGAAAAUAUUUGUGUUCAACGUGCUGGAUGAUGGAGGGAAAGGCGUACCUUGGGUGAAGCUUCUUCUAUAUCUUUGCCGAGAUUCUGACCCAUACCAUGCUCUACAAAAGGCGUUCUGCGUGAUUUCUGGAACAAUAUCUGAUGAUACUCACUUGACACCCGAGGAAGUACUCCUAAUCCUUUAUCCAGGAGGCGUAGAUGCUUCGUGGAAAGCUGAGAUUGUCCCUUUCAUCAUGGAGGACAUACAGAAUUAUCUUUACUAUGUGGCUAGAGAGAAGUUCAUAAGGGCGGAGAAAGCAGAGGAAAGUGAUUUUGGUGGGUCCGAAGAAAGCGGUUCUCAUGAUCUAAGUGUGGAGAGAGCAAGCACUGAAAGUACUAGAAGUGAACAGGAGACUGUGGACGAUUUUCUAAAUUUUUCAUACGGAGAGUUCCCUGAGCUUAUCCAAGCAGAAACGGUGAAUGACUUCCUGGAGUCGCUGGCAACGGUUGCUCCUCUUGACGAAACCGUUAAGGAAGUUCCCAGAGAGAAGCCAUUCAUAUGCGAUAUACAUGACAUACCGACGAGACCUGCCAGGGAGUUGAGCGAUCCCGACGAGUUUGCCAUACCGACAACGUACACAGUAGACGAUAUUGUACGAACUGAGGCCAUGAAACGCUUACGGGAUAUGCUCUAUUGCAACUAUAGCUCAGACACUCUGCAGCUCUUUGAUAAAACUCCCAUUGAGGAUGAUCCGGUCGAGGAAACAGGUGACGGAAAACUAGAGAAUAAGAAGAACAAAGACGAGGGAGGAGAAGAAGGUGAAAGUAGUGACGAGAAGACGAAGAAAAAGAAGAAGAAGGACAAGAAGGAGAAAAAGGAUAAAAAGAAGAAAAAAGAGAAGUGA